Molecule: messenger RNA, 1311 nt
Organism: Sphenostylis stenocarpa
Lineage: Eukaryota; Viridiplantae; Streptophyta; Magnoliopsida; Fabales; Fabaceae
Source: the annotation of a GenBank genome assembly
AUGUCACCCUCUUCUUCUCUCAUUUUCUUUUUACUGUAUCUUUGCAACCUUUCUUUCUUAGACGCUCUCGAUGGUGGAUUCAGUGUGGAGAUCAUCCACCGUGAUUCACCAAAAUCACCGUUCUAUCGCUCCACAGAAACUCACUUCCAAAGGGUUUCCAAUUCUCUGCGUCGUUCAAUCAAUCGUGUCAAUCAUUUCAACGAAUCCUUUGUGUCUCCAAACACACCAAAGGCCAUUGUAUUCUCAGAUUUUGGUGAAUACGUGAUGAGGUAUGCAGUUGGAACCCCACCAGUGAAGGUCUUUGGAAUUAUUGAUACGGCUAGUGACAUUAUUUGGAUGCAAUGCAAACCAUGCAAAAAAUGUUACAGGCAAGCCACUCCUUUCUUUGAUUCUAGAAAAUCUGUAACAUACAAAACCAUCCCUUGCAAUUCUAAGACAUGUGAUUCGGUGCUAGGUACCGCUUGCACCUCUCAGUUUACAAAACACUGUACAUAUAAUAUUUACUACGGGGAUGGGACAUACUCACAUGGAGAUCUUAGUGAAGAGACUCUCACUUUAGCCUCCACCAAUGGUUUUCCUGUCAAACUUCCUGGAACUACAAUAGGAUGUGGUCGUUACAAUGGUAUGGUCUUUAAAGGGGCAAAUUCUGGCAUAGUUGGCCUAGCACGUGGACCUGUGUCCCUUGUAACUCAACUGGGUCCUUCAGUAGGUUGGAAGUUUUCUUAUUGUUUGGUCCAAGCAAUUUCAAAAUCCAAUUCAACUAGCAAACUCAAUUUUGGAGAUGCUGCUAUGGUUUAUGGGCCUGGAACUGUCUCAACACCAUUAUUCUCACACAAUAAACAACUAUUUUACUACCUAACGUUAGAAGGAUUAAGUGUUGGAAGCAAUAGAAUAGAGUUUGGAAGCUCUUUACUUACAUCUGGUGGAGGUGGAAAUAUCAUAAUUGACUCAGGUACUACACUCACUUUUUUACCAGAAGAUGUUUACUCAAGGUUGGAAUUAGCAGUGGCACAGGACGUUAAAUUGAAGCGUACUAAGGAUCCAAAUCAAGUGUUGGGGCUUUGCUACGAAGGUACAUUAGAUAAACUAGAUUUACCAGUGAUCACAGCACAUUUUAGUGGGGCAAAUGUUCUUUUAUAUGCUAUUAACACCUUUGUUGAAGUGGCUGAUGGGGUUGUAUGCUUGGCUUUCCAGCCAAGUCAAAACAAUGGUGCCAUCUUUGGGAAUUUGGCUCAGCAAAACCUUUUAAUUGGCUAUGACCUCCAAAAAAAUACAGUGUCCUUUAAGCACACAGAUUGCUCUAAGAUGUGA